AGAUAACAAAAUAUUAAAACUCUUAUCAAAUUUAGAAUAGUUAAAGUAUUUUAUGACUAGUCGACUAUUCUACCAGUGGUGCGUUCGACGGUUGAGAAGAGACUGAUACAUCGUUCAGUAUAUUACGGAACAUAAACUUCACUGCGCAUGUGUAUCAAAAUUAUGGAAAGCGAUAAUGUAAAGCAUUAUUGUAUAAUGAAACGAAGAAAAGUCUUAUAUCAUUUUGAUCAGUUACGUCUUUUUUUAGUCAUUUUAGACUAAAGAAUCGAUAUAACUGUAACUUUACCGUCAAGUGACUUAUGACAGCAAGUAUCAUUUAUUUAACAGAAAUAUGUAUUCCUAUAUUCGUCUUGUUUCUCAAGAUAACUUAAAGACAAAGAAACAGUAUGCUAUUAACAUGCAUUUGAAUACUGCAGUCUGCAUUUGUAGUUUGUCUUUAGUGCAAUAUGCAUCUAGUCGAAGAACAUUAUUAUCCUACAUCCAAUAAAAUUGUUUUAAAGGUUCUGGGUAUUUGGCCUCAUGACAAAUCGCGAUUGGUAUUUUUGAAGCGGGUGCUGAUUAUUACUUUAAUUGUAACAUACAUUAUCUUGCAGUUGUCAAUUUUUAUUACAACAAAAUAUAAUAUGGCCCUCUUCUCUAAUAUUAUGUCGUUCGUUAUUCUUUUUACGGGAAUGGGGAUAAAAUAUUGUAUUUUUAUUUUUAAAUCAAAAACUAUAAAAAUCUUACAUUAUUAUAUCCAAGAGGACUGGAAGAUGAUGCAAAGUAAAUUAGAAAUUGAUAUUUUGCAGAAACAUGCUCAUAGCUGUCGAAAUUAUGUAAUCUAUAUAUUCUAUGCUGUCGAGUUUUUCGUAGUCGGUAUAAUCGUUGUUCAAUUUUUUCCGAUUAUUCUUGAUUUUGUUUCGCCAUUAGACGAACCUCGGCCACGUAAAACUAUUGUUGCAGUGGAAUAUUUUAUCUCUCAGGAUAAUUAUUUCUAUGCCAUAGUAUUCCACGAAUUUACUAUUAUGUUUUUAUGUACGUCAGUGAUAUUAGCCACGGGGACGCAAGCGAUGUUACUUAUGUAUCAUUCUUUCGGGAUGUUUAAAAUCGCCUGUCACCGAAUGGAACAUUCCAUCGAUGAUCGUGUAUUGUACAUGCCGAACUGUGAACGCGCAAUUUACGAGAAAAUUGUCCAGGUUGUAAUUGUACAUCGUAGAGCUAUGGAGUUUACUAACAUUUUUUUAUCAUCAUUUAAUGUGCCAUAUUGCAUCUUUGCCACCCUUGGAGUACUUUCAUUGAGUGUCAAUUUAUUCAAACUCGUUCAAUCGAUAAUAAUAGUGAAAAACAUUGAAGAUACUUUUAUAUCUUUUACUACCAUUUUGGGUCAUCUACUUUAUAUGUUUAUGGCGAUUUAUGUAGGACAGCAGGCUACUGAUUAUAAUAACGAACUUUUUAAAUUAGUUUAUAGUACAUCUUGGUAUUUGAUGCCUAUCACAUCACAAAAACUGAUUUUAUUUCUACUGUGUAGUACUGGUAAAGAGUUUUAUUACACGAUUGGUUUUAUAUUUGUGGCAAAAAUGGAAAAUUUCGCCAUGCUUGUUAAUACUGCGCUGUCUUACGUCGCUGUGAUGUAUUCUGUCCAAUGAGAAAGACAUGAAUAACGUGAUCAAUAAGUAACAAUUUUUAUCUUCCCGCGGAUACACGUGAGAAAAUAAAGAAGCAUUGUGUUUCUUUAUACAAUGUCAAUUAUUUAUAAGUUUCUAAUAAGAAUUUUAAUUUUUUUAUUACUGUCGUAUUGCACGAGAUCUCUCUUUAAAGAUAUACAUAUAAUAUAAUUAUUGCAUUAAUAUAUUAGUUAAAUAUUUAUGUUAUAUUACCAAAACUUAUUCUAUUGACAACGUUAUUGUAUUUUGGUGAUCUUUAUUUAAAACUGUAUGUGAACAACUGUCAGUAUAACAAGUAAUGUAACGUUUAAUGUGAAAGAAA
This is a messenger RNA of Vollenhovia emeryi, 1965 nucleotides long. RefSeq lists its product as uncharacterized. The record is from RefSeq and is a predicted model, not a curated record. The transcript is spliced from 9 exons. Gene Ontology annotation, molecular function: odorant binding; olfactory receptor activity. Gene Ontology annotation, cellular component: plasma membrane. NCBI's taxonomy places the organism in Eukaryota, Metazoa, Arthropoda, Insecta, Hymenoptera, Formicidae. The coding region runs from base 447 to 1625 and encodes 392 amino acids. Gene Ontology annotation, biological process: sensory perception of smell; detection of chemical stimulus involved in sensory perception of smell.